Erythranthe guttata (spotted monkey flower) is the source of this 6964-nucleotide messenger RNA. RefSeq lists its product as uncharacterized. The record is from RefSeq and is a predicted model, not a curated record. Lineage: Eukaryota; Viridiplantae; Streptophyta; Magnoliopsida; Lamiales; Phrymaceae.
UCUCUUGCAAUCCCUUCUGAAUCUGUAAUCUGUCCGCCCCCCGGACUAAAGUAUGCAGUAGGGCUUCUCUCUCUUAUCUCACAUCUCUUUCAUUAUUCGGCGCACGUUAAUACCCCCCGCCGCCUGCUAUCAUACGCCCUUCAACGACGGUAAUCACUUCUCUGAGAUCUGCUGAGGGGAGUUUUGAUUUGUUGAAUCGUAUUGUUGUGGAAGUUAGAGAGAGAAAGAGAGUGAGUGAAGCGGAAAAGUACUGAAGGUUAGGGUUUUGAUGCGUUGGCUUGGUUUAGGAGAUCCCUUUUUCCACUUCUGGUUUCUGGUUCGGCUGGGAGAUGGCCAAUCAUGGCGCUAAGUUUGUGUCAGUGAAUCUGAAUAAGUCGUAUGGGCAGCAGAACCAGCCCUCUCACCACAGUCACCACCCACAUUUCAAUGGCGGCGGCGGCGGCUCUUAUGGGCAGGCGGCAGCUGGGCGAGGCCGGCCGAAAAUUAUUCCUAAACUAUCAGUUCCACCCCCACUGAAUCUGCCUUCAUUGAGAAAAGAACACGAGAAAUUCGAUGUGUUAGGCUCUGGAGGGGCAGGUGUGGGGGCUGGUACUGGGAGUGGAUCAAGACCUAAUUCAUCGGGCGUGGGCUGGACCAAAAAUGUGGCGGCAGUGGCGGAGAAGAACGAGGCUGGUGAUGUCACUCAUGUGGUUGAAGAAAUUAAUGCUGUUACUGGGGCAAGUAGUCGAGGCGUUGGAUCUUAUAUGCCACCUUCAGCUCGUUCGAAUGGGUCGGGUUUUAUAGGCUCUGCUUCUUCUACAUCUCGAGAUUUUCCACCAUCUGUGGAGAAAACAGUGUUUUUGAGAGGCGAGGAUUUCCCCUCUUUGCAAGCUGCAAGGCCUGUCUCCUCUGGGGCUUCACAGAAACAGAAGGAUGGCUUGAAUCAGAAGCAAAAGCAGGUCCUGCGCGAGGAAUCUGUUCAUGAUAAGGAGAACAAUCGUUCGGGUUCAGUGGCCGAUAUGCAUCCGCUGGGCCAGUCCUCAAGAAAUGCUCGGUUAGUUGAAAAUGGUGGUGAGGGGCGUGUUAUGGGUAGUGGACAUAUGGCUGAUCAAAUUCGAAAGCGUGAAGAAUAUUUGCCCGACCCACUGCCACUGGUUCAUAUGAAUCCGAGGUCUGAUUGGGCGGAUGACGAGCGUGACACAGGCCAUGGAUUUGUGGGGCAUGGAAGAGAUACUGGUUUUUCGAACAGUGAAAGUUAUUGGGAUAGAGAUUUCGACUUGCCUAGGCCCACUAUCUUACCUCACAAACCACCAGCACUAAAUCAAUAUGGCCGAUGGGGUCAACGCGACAAUGAAACUGGAAAGAAUUUUUCCAGUGAAGUCCCGAGAACGGACCCAUAUAACAAAGAAGUGCGAGCGCCUAGUCGGGAAGGUGAGGAAGUCAACAAGUGGAGAAAUUCACCGGUUUCUAAAGAUGGAUUUAGCUCUCAAGAAAUAGGAGGCUAUAGAGUUGAUCCUGGUUCAAGACAGGCUGGCCAUAAUAACAACAUGCUGAAAGAUAGCGGUGCCAUGCUUAACAGGGAUUCUGCAUUUGGGAGACAGCAUCAACAGCGAAAUAGUUCGAUGGAGUCAUUUAAUAACAGAGGGGCUGAACGUAACCAUCGGGAUUACCAUGUCACUGAACAACAUAAUAGGUACAGAGGUGAUAAUUUUCAGAAUAAUUCAUUAUCCAAAUCUUCUCUUGGUUCUAGUGGAAGAAUGCCUCCUAUAACUGACCCCAUACUGACGAUGGGUCGGGAUAAACGGUUCUCUAAUAGUGAUAGACCUUUCUCAGAGGACCCUUUCUCGAGAGAUUACGGUUUUGCAAGUUUUGGUGAAAGGGAUAUGUUUUCAGAGGGUAUUGUUGGGAUAAUUAAGAGGAAAAAAGAUGCUGCAAAAUCGACUGAUUUUUACGAUCCUGUCCGGGAAUCUUUUGAAGCAGAACUUGAAAAAGUCCAGAAAAUGCGAGAGUUGGAAAAGCAGAGGAUCGUUGAAGAACAAGAACGAGCUUUAGAGCAGGUUCAAAGAGAGCAGGAGGAGAGACAGAGAAAGAUUAGAGAAGAAGAGGAACGGCAGCGGAGGCUGGAAGAGGAGGCCCGUGAAGCUGUGUGGAGGGCAGAACAGGAAAAACUCGAGGCUAUUCAAAAAGCCGAAGAACUGAGAAUUGCCAGGGAAGAGGAGAGGAGAAGAAUGCAAUUGGAAGAAGAGAGGAGGAAACAAGCUGCCAAACAGAAGCUUCUAGAACUGGAAGCUAUGAUCGCCAAGAGGCAGGCCGAAGCCGCAUCCAAAUUAAUUUCGAAUGAGAAUCUCGAAACAGCAGCAAAGGAAACAGUUGUUAUCUCGAGGGAAGUCGAUUUGCAUCUUGAGCAGAACCAAAAGUUUGAAAGACUGGAACUUGAGGAAAGAGAAUCAUCGCCUGAUGUGAUGGACCAAGAGUUUGAAAGACUGGAACUUGAGGAAAGAGAAUCACCUGGUGUGAUGGAUAAUAUGGUCUUAGGUUUUGACGAGGGAGUUCAAGUUGUAAUACCGAGCGAUGAUUUUGAGAAAAAAAUAGGUAGUACCAUGGAAGAAAGAGGUACAGAUGUUGGGAUUUCUUCUGAUGAACAAAAUCUUCUGCCUGCAGAUGAUUUUUCUGAGAUAAGUGCAGACGAUUCUUCUGAGAUAAGUGCUGAUAGCUCCUCCUGGAAGGUUCCAGAAGAAUCGACAUUGGAAGUUUCUAUUAGUCAACAUGCUGGCAUUCCAUAUUCGUCAGAAACAUCAGAUCUCUUGUUAGAUGUUGCUGAUUCUUCUGGUAGUGCUACUUUAGCUGCUCAGCAAACUGUUUCAGCUGAUAUUACUGAUUCCUCUGGCAGUGCUAAUUCAGCUGCUGCUCAGCAAACUGUUUCAGCUUCAGCUGAUGUUAUUACAGGUGCGACUAGUCAUACUAAUAAUACACCAUCUUUGUCUUGUAUUGGAGGCCAGGGUGAUUUACCAUUAAAGCUUCAAUUUGGGCUGUUUUCUGGUCCUUCCUUGAUACCAUCUCCAGUGCCUGCUAUACAGAUUGGCUCCAUACAAAUGCCACUGCACAUCCAUCCUCCAUCCAUUACUCACAUGCAUCAAUCGCAGCCUUCAAUGUUCCCCUUUGGUCAGCUUCAUUAUACAUCUCCCAUCUCUCAGGGGCUUUUACCAAUGGCUCCUCAAUCGAUGUCUUUUGUCCAGCCUAAUAUGUUGGGCCACAUUAAUCUGAAUCAGAACAUGCGAGAUACUUCCACACAAAAUGUCAACAAGGCCGAGGUGCCAUCCAUUUCGAUGAAUAAACAGCCAAGUUUUGUUCCUGCAUCACCUGAACAAUCUAAUUUGAGCCGUCCACAGCAACUGAAUACAGUUUUGAAUGCAAACAGCCACGCAGAUAAUUCUGUUCUACGUAAUGAUAAAAUGAAGUCCGAAUCUAGCUCCCAAGCAGAAGAGAAGGGACAGCGUCAUGCUGUAGCCCCAAGGAGUUACUUACCAUCAUCAAAGGCACGAGGGUCUGAGAGUCACUUACAUCAUGUACAACCAGUGAUGCAGCCUCCUGGUGGUGAGAGAAACUUCAUUGGACACAGAGGUGUAGGUCCAUUAUCUGGUGGUGGUGGUAGGGGGAGAAGAUUUACCUAUGCAGUUAAAAAUGCAAACACACGAUCAUUUGGUCAGGAUUAUGACAUGCCAGCAGAUUCGAAUGGAUUUCAAAGAAGGCCACGACGCACUGUCCAACGAACUGAAUUUCGGGUCCGUGAGAAUAAUGACCGAAGGCCAUCAGUGCAAUCGGUUUCUUCUAAUAAUGCAGGCUUUGAGGACAAGUCUAAUUACGUAGGGAAGGCUGUGGGAGUUUUUACUAGAAGUGGGUCCAAGAGAGGUACCUUCGUCCCUAACAAAAUUCCGAGGCAGAGAAUUGAAUCGGAGUCUUCGGCUUCUGGAAACAUAGUCUCUCAGGAGGUCAACUCUGGAGAUAGGGCAUCGAAAGAAACGGCAAAAGAUUUAUCAAUUAAGAGUCAGUAUAGUUCUACCUCACACCAUGGUGAAACAAGUUUGAGGAGAAAUGCGUCUGAGGAGGAUGUAGAUGCUCCGUUACAGACUGGUGUUGUGCGUGUGUUUAAACAACCUGGUAUAGAAGCCCCCAGUGAUGAAGACGAUUUCAUUGAAGUCAGAUCCAAAAGGCAAAUGCUGAAUGAUCGACGUGAACAGAGGGAAAAGGAAAUCAAAGCACAAUCACGCGUCACUAAGCCGCCGCGCAAACCACGUGUUUCUAGACAAAAGGAUGUCGUAGUCUCAAGAAGCCAUAAUAAACUCUCCGAGCCAUUGAGCAGUGGAGAAACAAGCAAAACUCAAGUGGAGUUUACCUCAUCAGAGAUCCCUCCCUUUGCCAAUAAUGAAGUAGCAACAAAACUUACUUCUGCUGCUUGCCAGCCUCCAAUUGGCACUCCUGCUAUCAGUUCUGAAGCACAGGCUAUCAACAGGUCGCCGCAUCCAGGCUCAGUGUCUCUUGUUUCUAGUGGCAGUACAGAACGUGAGCCUGCACUGAUAUUUGACAGCAAAAAUAAGGUGAUGUCUUUGAGCCAGACUCAAAUUGACGAGGCUAUGAAACCUGCUCGGUACGAUUCACAUAUUUCUGCUGUUGGAAGUCAUUCCACCUCAGUUACCGAUCCUGUCUUGCCGACAUCAUCCAUCUUGACCAAGGAUAAAAGUUUUUCCUCUGGGGCAAGCCCAAUCAAUUCCCUUCUUGCAGGAGAGAAAAUUCAAUUCGGUGCGGUUACUUCUCCAACACUUCUACCUCCUACUAGCCGUGUUGUAUCACAUGGGAUUGGUGCUCCAGGUUCCAACCGAACCGACGUGCAAAUGUCCCGCAAUUUUCCUGUUUCCGAGAAAGACAAUUCUCUUUUCUUUGGAAAAGAAAAGCACAUGAGCGACUCUCGUGGGCCCCUACAAGACUGCGAGGCUGAAGCAGAAGCAGCUGCUUCUGCUGUUGCUGUCGCAGCCAUCAGCAGUGAUGAGAUAGUCGGGAAUCAGUUGAGCUCUGUCAAUGACACAAAAGGUUAUGUUGGGGAUAAGCACUUGACAAGUCAAUCAUCACAGGCUGAGGAGUUAUUAAGUGUUUCUCUUCCAGCAGAUCUCUGUCUUGAAACACCAAGCUCCUUAUGGCCACCAUUGCCAAGUCCUCAGAGUUCCUCGAGCCAGAUGCUUUCUCAUUUCCCCGCGGGCCCACCUUCCCAUUUCCCCUUCUAUGAGAUGAACCCGUUAUUGGGUGGCCCCAUUUUUGCAUUCAGCCCCCACGAAAAAUCUUCCGGUACACAAUCGCAGCCCCCAAAGAGUGCACCAUCCAGUUCAGGACCUCUUGGUAACUGGCAGCAAUGUCAUUCUGACGUGGACUCGUUUUACGGUCCGCCAGCUGGAUAUCCUGGUCCAUUCAUUGGUCCACCUGGUGGUAUGCCUGGGGUUCAGGGCCCCCCACAUAUGGUUGUCUACAAUCAUUUUGCUCCGGUUGGACAAUACGGACAGGUUGGUUUGAGUUUUAUGGGUACCACCUAUAUCCCUUCUGGAAAGCAAGCCGAUUGGAAAAACAUUUCAACAUCCUCUGCCAUGCAUAUGGGCGAGGGAGACAUUAAUAAUGUGAAUAUGGCUAAUGUGCAGCAAAGUGCUCCUAAUAAUAUGACUCCUCCCAUUCAGCAUCUUGCACCAGGAUCUCCUCUCUUGCCCAUGCCUCCACCGAUGCCCAUGUUUGAUGUAUCUCCAUUCCAGUCUCCAGCUGAUUUGGCCGUCCAAGCUCGAUGGGGGCAUAUGCCCCCUUCACCACUCCACUCAAUCCCAGUCUCUCGACCAUCACAUCAACAAGUAGAAGGUGCAUUGCCUCCUCAUGUCAAUCAUGGGCAUCAUUCCGUUGACCAGUCAAUAAUUACCAACAGGUUCACCGAGUCUCGAAAUCCUACACAAUCAGAUAAGGGGCCGAAUUUUACUUCUGGUACCACCACUGAAAUGGCAUUAGUAGAUCCAUUGAGAUCCACCACCAACACCAACACCAACACAGGUUCAUCUGGGCAGAGUGCUCGUGUUCAAAGCUCGUCUGGAAGUACAAACGCUGAAUCUGGCAAGAUUGAUACAAUCGAGAAUGCCAAACAACACCAUGAUGCAACUUCUUUCAAGACUCCAUCAUUUUCUAGAAAGAAUUCACCGGGGGGCCCACAAACUAGUACAGGUGGCUAUAAUAAUUAUCAACGAGGUGGCAUGUCUCAGAGGGGCAAUAUGGGUAACGAUUUUUCUCAUCGUAGGAUGGGUUUCCAAGGAAGGGGCCAUGUGGAUAAUAGAGGUUUUCAUACUGCAAAGGUUAAACAGAUUUAUGUGGCUAAACAAACCAGUAGCAGUGGGGGUCCCACUGCAUGAAUCUGACAGUAUUGAACGAUGCAGAUUAUAUAUCAGUUGACAAUAUCGAGCUUCGUCUGGAAUAUGCAUAGUUUGGAGAAUCCUUUUUUGGAGCCUGAGUUGUUUCGUAUUGGAGAAUAGCUGUUGAAGAGGUACGUUUCUGAAACGAUUCGUUCAAGUUUUUCUCUCCCGAGAGGGUUUUGAUGUUGGAAAUAAUUUCAAGGUCUGAAAUUGUGUUUUGCUUCUUCUCUGCGAGAUGGAAAUUUGUUUUAUGUUUCGAAUUAGUUACUACAAUUGGUGUAUUUUUGCCACAUUCUAAGAGGUCGAUCCCAUACGUAUUUCUAAAGUUAUUAUGGUUGUAGUAAAGCUAGUAUUAAUUAACUAUGAAGUUAGUUUAGCAUGAUUUGAUUAGCACAAUUUGAUGUGUGGGUGACAUUUUGAUGAAUAUGUGGAUUGUCUUAUAAUCUCAUUCAUAUUCAGCUACCAUGGAACAUUUUGAUGAAUGUUUGGACAUUUUUGUAAUCUCAUUUAUCUUAUUUUUCCAUGCUCUCGAUAAACGAGUACCGAUUCUAUGUAGU